GAGCUGGUCACACCGGAGUUUCCCGCUGGCAGUCCUAUCCGCGGUGGAUCUCGUCUAGGCGGUUUCAAGGGAGGCCGCGGCAGCAGCAGCAGCAACAGCAGACCAUCGCGCGGAGGGCCCAGUGGCAGAUCUCGCGGCGCUAGGCGAGGUGUCGUUGGCAAACCAGGCGGAGGCCGCCAACCCAAGAAAGCCCCUACGGCGGAGGAGCUCGACGCCGAGCUCGAGGAGUACGUUAAGAACAAAGUGUCCGAAGGCGCCUAAGCGCAGCGUUAGCAGUCUCAAGACUUGUAAAUAAUAUGUUUCGUAAUCUUAGAACUACAGGUUUAUUAAUAUUAUUAUUAUUAUGUGCUGCUAUUUUGUCGGACGAGAGUUAUAUAUUGAUAAGAAAAAAAAAAAAAGAGAUUAAAAGCGUUCAGUUCAGAGUCAAUACUCCAGCGACGAUGUGUGUGCGUGUGCGCGAUUGCCGCGAGUAGCAGAGGUAACCAAAAAGAAAAGAAAUUUAAGCGAGUUUAUAUGAUAUUUAGAUAUAUAGCGCGCGCCUGUCGAGACGUCGUCAGAAGUAAGCGAUUGUUUGUCGAUUACUUUUCUCUCGUGUCACAAGCGUAAACUUCUUCGCUGACGAUUAUCACCGCUGACUUUUGUGUUUUACGUGUAUAUCAUUCAGUGCGCAGCACCAUUCCUUCUGUGUAAUUUCCUAUAAUAAAUAUUCAUUCCGCCAAAAAGAAAAGAGAAGCAAGAUUGUUUCUAUAAUCGUCUCACACCUCUCCCCGAUGAACUUUCAAAGUUUCGCGGCAAAGUCGCGAAGCAGCGGCCUCUACAACUCGCGAGGCAAAAGCGCAUCGUCAGAGGUCUCUCUUGUCGUUCUCAAUAUAGCUGCCUGCACUGGCUGCGUCUCGCCGUGGCGUUUGUCCCGUGGCCGCUCGCGGACUGUGUGUGUGCGACGAGCGCGACUCUUUUUUACUGUCGACUCGAGUAGAGAGCUAUAGAGUCUCCAACACACUGUCGUUUCUUCCUCGAGUGCGUGCGUGUCGCCGUCUCCUGGUGCUUGUGUCCUGAACCGGCGAAUAAAGGAAAAGAGAAACGGUAGCAGCGCUAUUGGCAGUGUCGAGGUAGCGCAGAAAAAACAACGAGAGAGAUCGAGCGACUCGUCGUGUGUAUACUGUGCGUGUUGUGUGGCCGCCCCCCCUGUAUCUCUCUCAUAUACAUGUGCAUUGUGGGAGGUGGAUCAGAAGUAGCAGCAGCAGCAGCAGCAGCAGCAACGGCAGUGACUCCCGGAUGCAGCUGAGAGGAGCAUCAUCCUAGUGCCAGAAUAACGAGUCGUCUAGCUGAGAGCAGAGGGUGGCGGUAACGCCGCUGAUCAGCAAGAAGCCAGAGGCAAAGCCCGUCGAGAUUACACACGAAUUUCUGCCGUAGUAGAAAAACACAGAGAAGAUGCGCGAGUACAAGAUCGUGGUGCUGGGGAGCGGUGGCGUCGGUAAAUCAGCCCUGACCGUCCAGUUCGUCCAGGGGAUCUUCGUCGAGAAGUACGACCCCACCAUAGAGGACAGCUACAGGAAGCAGGUCGAGGUCGACGGCCAGCAAUGCAUGCUCGAGAUUCUCGACACCGCUGGAACGGAACAAUUCACGGCCAUGAGGGAUCUGUACAUGAAGAACGGCCAGGGCUUCGUGCUGGUCUACUCGAUAACGGCCCAGUCGACGUUCAACGACCUGCACGACCUGCGGGAGCAGAUACUGCGGGUGAAGGACACGGACGACGUGCCGAUGGUUCUCGUCGGCAACAAAUGCGACCUCGAGGACGAGAGGGUGGUGGGCAAGGACCAGGGCGUCAACCUUGCCCGGCAAUAUAAUUGCGCGUUCAUGGAGACGUCGGCCAAAGCCAAAAUUAACGUUAACGAUAUCUUCUACGAUCUGGUACGGCAAAUCAACAAAAAGUCGCCGGAGAAGAAGAUGAAGCAGAAAAAGAAAUCGCUGUGCAUAGUGCUGUAAAGUAGCGACCGGGCCUGUGCAGCCGUGUCUUCUCGCGUUCAAAGAGGAUUAAAACAAAACCUGAGGCAGAGAUAAACAAGCAGAGCAACAAGAGCAAAGCGAAAAAAAGUUAUAAACAAAACGUAUAAAAAAGUUAAAUAAAACGAGAGGGAGGGUGAUCGAGGAUACCAGUGUGUCGGUUGAGGGUUUUACACCAAACAUACAGCCAGAAAAUAAGAGAGAGAGAGAGAGAGCAAAUGAGUGGGAGGAAAAGAUAAACUUGAACUGAAAUAUCACAACCGAGACGAGGAGAGUAUAGAGGGUGAGAGAGAGAGAGAGACGGAGCAUAGACGCGACGAACACUAGUUGACGACGAGAACUACCCAAGGAACACGGAGAGAUAGAGCGAGAAAAAAAGGAGUGCGGGGAUUAAGAGAAAAGAGGGCACGAACCGGGGGAAGGCUGACUGCGACGAUACCGCGCGCGAUGGAGAGAUAAAUAACCACGAGAGCGCAGAUCUGAAAGAUGCGCGCGCGCGAGUUCGCGUCGUCGGAAGCCGACGAGAGAGAAGGAGAGAAUGUGAGGGAGAGAGUGAGACAGCCGAGCACUUGGGAAGUUUUACGAAUACUUGUAUAUACACACUUCUGUCCGGCGGUGGCGCGCGAGCACAACGGCGCACAAACUGACGAGAGAACGGAAAAAGGGAAAAACAUACACUGACAUACACGACCCAUCAUCCAUAUACAGAAAAACUUUACACGCGGCUACACUGACACGCAUACACGUCGCGGCCACGUGCGCGGACCCUUUUGCGUUCUCCUCGAGAAUAUUCUUUUCAUUACUCUUUUUUUUAUCAUUAUUAAUAUUAUUAUUAAUUACUAGCGGGCAAGAGAUAUUAAUUCAUUAGGAUGGAGAGCUGAUGAAAUCGCAUGCGAGAGAGAAUAUGAGAGAGUGAGCGAGAGAAAAAGGGGAUACUAAAUUUUUUCGAAGGACGGAACGUGCUCGAUCGCUGUGCUGUAACACAGUGACAGUAGUAGCGGUGUUAUUCGAAGCAAGAUGCGAUAUGAUAAUAAUAAAUUCGCGUGAUAGACGGAGAGCAAGAGUGUGAAUGAGUGUCGCAGAACAGUGCGAGAAAGAGAAUGAGAGUUGACAAAAACGGGGUAAAGCUAAGCAAAUGAAUACAAAAAGGGUAAAAGACAAAAAAAAUGUUCAUAAGUGCGCUUGCGCGGAGCGAGACCGCAAACGCAGUCGCGCCCCCCAACUCUAUCAACAUCGCGCGCACCUCUCUUAUAUAAUAUAAUAAUUAUACAUAGACGAUACAUACCAUGAAAAAAAAUGAUGAUUAUUAUUAUUAUCGAAGCAUCAAAAUAUUCAUAAGUUAUCGACCGUUUGUUUCUCAAUCAAUAUAUGUUUUUCUAUAUCUCUCCGUAUUAAAAGCAAAUAAUAAAAAUUCAGUAAGUGUUGAAAAAAAAACAAUUUUGAAUUAUAUCGUACUCGGUGUCCUUCCCUGAUACCCCCCCCCCCCCCCCCCAUUUCGCCCUCAAACCCUCCGAAGCAAACACUGAACCCCUCGAUGAAGGCUUUCGUCUAGCGAACCUUAAGUCAUAUACUUGUUUAAGUGCCUUUUUUUUAAAGAAAAAAUGAACAGGAAAAAUAAUGAAAGAUUUUUGCGUGAGAUCUUUUUUAAUACUUUGGUAGUUAUGUAAUGAAUAGAGUUUUUUAAAAGAAUUCAUUUGAAAUUGUAUUACUAUAAGUAUGUAGGGUUUAAAAUUGAUUUGCAUUUUUUCUUUUUGUAAGAAAAAUCAAGUGGAAUAUUAACAUAGCUCAACAAACGUCUUUGCUGGGGACAAAACUACGGAACUAAGCUUUUUCUAAGGAUCGGAGUAUUAGUUUGACUUUGAAUUUUAUAUUAAACAGUCUACAUUGUAAAAUAGAACAAACAUUGUGAUUUGCUAAGGUCUCUACUUAAUUUCGCGUGAGGCAAAAUAAUAUGACAAUGAAAAAAAAAUCACCUAUUGUGGAUACAAAUAAAAAAAGUCUUCAAAUUACUGUGUAGAUGAAUUUUGAUGUUUUGCGUAAUCCCUGUAAUGACUUAAACCUUGAAAUUGUAAAUUAAGACACUUCGAUUUCAUAUAAUCAGUGUAGCGAGAAAAAAAAACAAGGGUACUGGUGGAACAAAAAUUCAUGGAACCCUGAGUACGUUUAGAAGUCACAUUAAUCGCAUUCCGAAUAGAUUUGUUAGUAGCAAUGUUUGUAUAUUAUUGUAAGAUUUUCUUGUUUCUCAUCUUUGCGCAUACGAGUUACUUUAAGCGCUACAUUAUUAUUAUUAAUUAUUAUUAAUAUUAUUAUUAUAUUAUUAUAUUGCCUUUGUAUCAAGAAAAAGUUUCAUAAAGUUGACGUCGAUGCAAUCGGUCUGUCGAUUAAAAAAUACAUUUCUCUUUUGAA
Molecule: messenger RNA, 4410 nt
Organism: Nasonia vitripennis (jewel wasp)
Lineage: Eukaryota; Metazoa; Arthropoda; Insecta; Hymenoptera; Pteromalidae
Gene: Rap1
Product: ras-related protein Rap1
Exons: 4
Coding region: 1432-1986 (184 amino acids)
Biological process (GO): Rap protein signal transduction; cellular response to cAMP; negative regulation of synaptic vesicle exocytosis
Cellular component (GO): plasma membrane
Molecular function (GO): GTP binding; GDP binding; GTPase activity
Source: RefSeq, a predicted model, not a curated record